Molecule: messenger RNA, 1530 nt
Organism: Phaeoacremonium minimum UCRPA7
Lineage: Eukaryota; Fungi; Ascomycota; Sordariomycetes; Togniniales; Togniniaceae
Product: putative zn 2cys6 transcription factor protein
Exons: 3
Coding region: 1-1530 (509 amino acids)
Biological process (GO): positive regulation of transcription from RNA polymerase II promoter by galactose; DNA-templated transcription
Cellular component (GO): nucleus
Molecular function (GO): zinc ion binding; RNA polymerase II cis-regulatory region sequence-specific DNA binding; DNA-binding transcription factor activity, RNA polymerase II-specific
Source: RefSeq, a predicted model, not a curated record
AUGAUUGAUGCCUACUUCCGAAUGUUCCAUCUCAGCUACCCCAUAGUGCACGAACCUACCUUCCGAGCACAGUACUCGCAAGUGAUCUCUCGUCCGCAUGGCGAUUCGUGGCUGGUGCUUGCAUAUGUUGUUGCGGCCAUCGGCGUGUUCACUUCGGCUAUUUCGAUGGAUGACAAUCUUGACCUCGGCCUUUUUGCCCAGGCCAGGUCAAUUCUGUCUUUCAACUUCCUGGAAAUUGGCAACCUCACGCUCGUUCAAGCCUUGACGCUCAUUGCGAACUAUCUGCAGAAGAGGGAUAGACCCAAUUCGGGCUAUAACACUUUAGGUAUCGCGGUCCGAAUGGCCAUGGGUCUAGGUCUACACAAGGAAUUCCAGGGUUGGAACAUCUCCCCCCUGAGCAUGGAGAUUCGUCGUCGUGUCUGGUGGUCACUGUGUGUAUUCGACAGUGGUGCGACCAUAACGUUUGGCAGGCCCCUUGUCUGGCCCUUUGAAGGCAUAGAGGUCUCGCUGCCAAUGAACGUGGAUGACCGGGAACUCACACCGAUAUCUAAGUCCUAUCCGCCGGAAAGCAAAGGGGUCACUCCAUACACGGCAGUCGCAGCUCAGGCAAAAUUCCACCUGGCAACGAACGCCAUCUACGCUCGGGUGAUUUCAAAGCCUCUGCCCUCAGCUGAGGAGAUCCUUCGCUUGGACGAGGAACUACUUGACUCGUGGCUAGAGGGCAUCCCAGCUUUCUUCCGGGAGAACGCUCCCGUACCGGAGCGGUACGCCUUCGCCAAGGACGCAUUACAGUGGCGGUACAGAAACAUCCGUAUCAUCAUGUACCGCCCAUUCGUGAUUCGCAAGGCUCUCCACGCACGAGACGGCCGCCGUGAUGAUGCAUCACCGGAGACUAUGCGAGCGUACGAACGAUGUCUUGAAGAUGCCAAGAUCACUAUAUCGUCAAUUCGUGGCUACUGGGCGGUGCACGAGCACAACCGCUUUGGAGCCUGGUAUGCGCUGUAUUACAUCUUCCAAGCCGCGCUCAUCCCUUGCAUCUGUCUCCGCAACGACCCUGCCUCGCCGCAGGCCUCAGACUGGCGGGAGCAGAUCGCAACAACACUACAAACCAUUGCCUCGCUGGCGUCCGUCACGCCCAGCGCAGGCCGCUGCCACCAGGUCAUCUCCGAGCUGUGUGGCCGCUAUCUCGACGCCGCCGCCGCCACGCCAAUGUCGGCAGCGUAUCUACAGACGGACGGAUCGCAGGACGACGGUCCCCUAAUUGAGAGCAAGGACACGAUUUCCCUGGGCGGGAACUCGCCCUACGUGCCCGACGCGGGCCAGGUCUCGUUCGACGACCUGGGGCCGAUAGACGAGAGCCCGCAGACGCAGAUCAACAGCGUCUUCACGAUGAUGUGGCCUAAUGUGCCGCCCAUGGAGGCGGCGGAUCUAGUAAUGGGAGAAGACGCAUGGAUGGAUUUCUUAAUGGGCGAGGGCGCCGGGGACGAUAGUAAUGUCAACUUGGAUAAUGAUGGGCUAGGUAUGAUGUAG